Molecule: messenger RNA, 9586 nt
Organism: Leucoraja erinaceus (little skate)
Lineage: Eukaryota; Metazoa; Chordata; Chondrichthyes; Rajiformes; Rajidae
Exons: 7
Coding region: 6441-7829 (462 amino acids)
Biological process (GO): transmembrane transport
Cellular component (GO): membrane
Molecular function (GO): transmembrane transporter activity
Source: RefSeq, a predicted model, not a curated record
CAUAUAACCAUAUAACCAUAUAACAAUUACAGCACGGAAACAGGCCAUCUCGGCCCUAUAAGUCCGUGCCGAACAACUUUUUUCCCUUAGUCCCACCUGCCUGCACUCAUACCAUAACCCUCCAUUCCCUUCUCAUUCAUAUGCCUAUCCAAUUUAUUUUUAAAUGAUACCAACGAACCUGCCUCCACCACUUCCACUGGAAGCUCAUUCCACACCGCUACCACUCUCUGAGUAAAGAAGUUCCCCCUCAUGUCACAGGUUGAGUUUAGACGGAUGAGGAGGGGCCUCAUUGAAACUUACCAAAUAGUGCAAGGCCUGGAUAGAGUGGAUGUGGAGAGGAUGUUUCCACUAGGGGGAAAGUCUUGGACCAGAAGCCAAAGCCUCAGAAUAAAAGGACGCAUGGUUGGAGAGGAGAUGAGGAGAAUUUCUUUAGUCAGAGGGUGGUGAAUCAGUAGAAUUUAUUGCCAUAGACUGCUGUGGAGGCAGUCAAUUGAUAUUUUUAAGGCAGAUUGACAGAUAAUUGAUUUGUACGGGUGUAUGGGGAGAAGGCAGGAGAAUGGGGUUCAGAGGGAAAGAUAGAUCAGCCAUGAUUGGAUGGUGGAGUAGACUUGAUGUGCAGAAUGGCCCAAUUCUGCUCCUAUAAUUUAUGAACUUAUGUAUGGCCCUGUAGGUUCCAUAGUUCAGAUCCACAUCACAUCUAGAAUUCAUCCACUAAGCAACUGACGGAACCUAAAGUCAUACCAUCAUUGCAUUACAGAAAUAGGAUCUUCAUCCCACUGAACCGCAACAACCUUAAGGUGCCAUCGAACCUAAACCUAUUUUAUUCUCUCACCGUCCCAUUGAUGCACAGACCAAGUUAAGGAAGGUACAGGAAAAUAUCCAUGACUGCUUGGAGUUAGUAGAUUGGGAGAUAUUCAAGGGCUCAGCAACAGACCUGAAUGAAUACAUCACGAUUGUUACCGACUUCAUAAGGAAAUGUGUGGAGGAAAGUGUUUUCACCAACACCAUCCAUGUAUUCCCUAACCAGAAAUCCUGGAUGAACCAGGACGUUUACCAUCAACAGUGGAACAGAUCUUGGUCAUUCAAGUCUGGCGAUGCAGGUUCAUGUAGGACAUCCAGGUACAUCCUCGAUAAAGCCAUCAGAAAUGUGAAGAGACACUUUUGCUCCAAAUUGCAGGAUGAGACAGACAUUUGGCAGCCGUGGCUGGGCUUGCACACCGUAACUUCCUACAAGGCAAAACCAAGUGGCAGCUCAAACGAGAGCUGGACAUCACUCCCGAUGAGCUCAAUGAGUUCUAUACACACCUCGAGAGGUAUAAGACCAAGUGCCUUCUCAGGCCCCCAUAACUCCCAAUGAACAUCAUAAACACAGUCACAGAGGGCCGAUGUCAGAAGAUCCUUUAGGAGGAUGAACCCUCAGAAAAUGUCUGGACCUGAUGGUGUACCUGGCCAUGUUCUUAAAACCUGUAUGGAAGAACUGACUGGAGCCUGUGUGGACAUCUUCAAACCCUCAUUACAAAGGUCUGAGGUUUCCCAUUUGCCAUGAAUGGGCAUCAAUAAUACUGGUGCCUAAGAAGAGUAAGGUGAGGCCAGUUCAUUGGCUAUAUUUAAGAGGGAGUUGGAUGUGGCCUUGUGGCUAAAGGGAUCAGGGGGUAUGGAGAGAAGGCAGGUACAGGAUACUGAGUUGGAUGAUCAGCCAUGAUCAUAUUGAAUGGCGGUGCAGGCUCGAAGGGCCGAAUGGCCUACUCCUGCACCUAUUUUCUAUGUUUCUAUGUGACAUGCCUCAAUGACUACAGACUGAUGGCAUUACCAAUCAUGGUGAUCAAGUGGUUGGUUAUGAGGCACAUCAACUCCUCCUACCUUAGCAAGAACCCUAGAUCAACUAUAAAUUCCCCACUAUCACAAUAGAUCAACGGGGAUGCGAUCUUGCUCUCUCCCCACUUUGCACUGGACCACUUGGAUGAUAAGAACACAUAUGUCAGGCUGUUGUUUAUUGACUACAGAUCAGAAUUCAACAGCAUCACCCCCUCCAUACUUCACAUAUAUUACAUUCAUGGAACUGGGUCUUUGCUCAUCCCUGUGCAACUGGAUCCUUAACUUCCUCAUCAGCAGACCACAAUCAGUAUGAAUAGGCAACAACACUUCCUCCUCGAUAACCAUCAGCAAAGGGGAACUUCAAGGAUGUGUGCUAAGUGAUCCAAAACUUAGUGGUUUUGCAGAUAGUGAAUGAAAUUGCAGAUGAAAGUGAUGAAAGAUUGCAGCAGGAUCUGGAUCGAUUGGCCAGGUUGGUUGAUGCAAUUUAAUACAGAAAAGUGUGAGGUGUUGCUUUUUGGGACGUCGAACAAGGGCAGGACCUACACAGUAAAUGGUAGGCCUCUUGGUAAUGUUGUAGAGCAGGGGGAUCUAGUAGCAAGGUUCAUUGAAAGUCGAGCGCAGGUGGAUAAGGUGGUCAAAAGGGCUUUUGACACAUUAGCCUUCAUCAGUCAAAGUUUUGAGUAUAGAAGUUGGGAGGUCAUGUUGCAGUUGUGUAAGAUGUUGGUGAGACCGCAUUUAGAAUAUUGUGUUCAGUUCUGGGCACCAUGUUAUAGGAAAGAUAUUGUCAAGCUUGAAAGGGUUCAGAAAAAAUUUAUGAGGAUGUUGCCAGGACUAGCGGGUGUGAGCUAUAGGGAGAGGUUUUGUAGUCUGCGUCUCUAUUCCAUGGAGCGCAGGAGGAUGAGGGGAGAGCUUAUAGAGGUAUCCAAAAUCAUGAGAAGAAUAGAUUGGGUAGGUGCACAGUCUUUUGCCCAGAUUAGGGGAAUCGAGGACCAGAGGACACGGGUUCAAGGUGAAGGAGAAAAGAUUUAAUAGGAAUCCGAGGGGUAACCUUUUCACACAAAGCGUGGUGGAUCUAUGGAACAAGCUGCCAGAGGAGGUAGUUGGGGCUGGGACUAUCCCAUCAUUUAAGAAAUAAUUAGACAGGUACAUGGGUAGGACAGGUUUGGAGGGAUAUCGACCAAACGCAGGCAAGUGGCACUAGUGUAGUUAGGACAUUGUUGGCCGGUGUGGGCGACUUGAGCCGAAGGGCCUGUUUCCACUUUGUAUCGCUCUUUGACUCUAAACCCCCUGUUCUACUCACUCUAUGGACAUGACUGUGUAAAUUCACUGAUGAUACCACCGUUGUUGGAUAAAUUAUGGGUAAUGAGUCAGAGUAUUUGAGGGAGAUUGAUAAUCACAUUGAAUUGUAACAGGAUAACAACCUUGCUCUCAAUGUCAACAAGAUCAAGGAACUGAUUGUAGAAAGAAGUACAGAUUGUAUUUAUAAAAUACAUUUUCAGGGUCUGACUGUCACUGCUAUGCCUGCAUUUAUUGCCAAUCGUUAUUUGGAGAUUGCAACCUUCAUGUGGUCCACCCUGUUUCGACUAAUGCAAUCAACCCGAUGUGCACAAAUAAUUAGAUCAAAUAGAACAAGUUGACUUAAAACUUUAGGCUGUGCACGCCAUACACAAGAAGAAGAUUUGCCCUGCGAAUAUAAUGGUGAGCAUUAUUGAACCACUGGAGUCCUCCAGGUUAACAUGUUUGCACAAUAUUAAGGGGACAGUUUCAGGAUUUAGGCCCAACUAUGAUGAAGGACUGGUGAUACAUUUUCAAGUCAAAUUUGUACCUCGGAGGGCAGCCUGAAAGAAAUUGUGUUCCCAUGCUUCCACUGCCCUUAUCCUUCUUGGUGGGAGAAGUACAACUACACCCAAGGGGAAAAAUAAGGUAGAAGAUACAGACAUUUAUGGAGAGAAUUCCAGUAAUACAGUUAUAGAAAUAAACAGCACUAUCCAUCAACUACCCAUUUUCAUUCAUCUUACAUUAAUCCCAUUUUUGAUUCUCCCUAAAAUUCCCCCCAAACACCCCCAAAAUUGUAUUACUCACCUAUACACUCAGGGCUAUUUACAGUGGUCAAUUAACCUACCAACCCACACUUCUUCAGGAUGUGAGAAGAAGCCAGAGCACCUGAACAAACUGCAAUUGGUCACAGGGAGAGCACACAAAGUCCACGCAGACUGCACUUGAGGACUGGAUUGAAACUGGUCCCCGACACUAUGGAAUGAUGGCUCCUUUAGUUGAACACAAUAUUAAAAGUGGGCAGCGUUGUUUCUCUGGUUCCUAGAAACAUUAAAACAAUAUUCUCAGUCUUUAGCCCCAUUUCUUUCUCCAAAGCAUGGAAGAAAAGUUAUAUUUCUUAUUAUAAAUAUACUGUAGGCACACGUUCAUUUCAAAAUUACAUUUGGUGGAAUGACAGACAUAAUAUCCGUUUCACUGGAGCAACAGAGGUCACUUAAUAAGAACUCAACAAUACCCCUUUGACCCACUAAUUAUAUCCCAUUUCUCUAAAGCACCACGGGCUGCGAGAAACUUUAUUAAUUUUAUUAAUAGAAACAAUUAACUCUUUUGGGAUGGAGGCACGUGCCCCGAAAGAGCUUGCGCCACACGCAAUGCCUUCUGUGGUCGUCCAGUGCGUUCCCAUAAUUUUGUCUGGAUUUAAGGAGGUGCCAGACCAUCAGUUGCCAGAAUAUUGGUGGUGGACCUGUAUAAGGUUUUUGAAUUGACCCAGUCCCAUUAUCCGAGUUUGGCCCAUAUCCCUCUAAAUCUUUCCUAUCCAAGUCCUUUAAAUGUUGCCAUUGUAUCUGCAGCUACAGCUUACUCUGGUAGUUACUUCCUUAUGCACAUCACCCACUGCAUGGAAUAAUUUACUCCUCAGGCCACUUUUAAAUCUUUUCCCUCACACCAUAAACCUAUGCCCUCUAGUUCUGAACUCCUCUACUCUGGGAAAAAGAUGUGACCAUUCACUUUAUCUAUGCCACUAAUGAUUUUGUAUACCUCUGUAAGGUCACCCCUUACCCCUUUACACUCUAAAGUCCCAGUUUACUCAGCCACUCCUUAUAAAUCAAUCCCUUGAGUUCUGGUAACAUCCUGGUCAUUUUUUUCUGCAACCUUUCCAGCUAAUGAUAUAAUUCCUUUAACAAAGCAGCCAGAAAAGUGCACAAUACCUCUAAUGUAAUCUCAUCAACAUUUGAACAGAUGUAGCAUGACAUCCCAGUUCCUGUACUCAUACUCUUACUGGUGAAAGGAAGUGUACCAGAUGCCUUCUUCACCACCCUGUCUACCUGAGUCACCAUUAUCAGAGAACGGUGUGUCUAUACAUUCAGGUCUCCCUGGUCUACAACACUCCCCGGAGCCUUGCCAGUGUAAGUCCUGCCGUAGUUUGACUUAUCAAAAUGCAUCAUCUUACACUUAUCGGAGAUAAAUUCCAUCUGCCAUUGUUUGGCCCACUUCCUUUUAAUAAUACAAGUAUGAUAGGUGAUGGAGCAGAGAGGAAUACCAACACAGGGGGACAAAUCAUUAACCAGACAAGGAGUGGCACAACUGGACAGGGAAAACAGCUAAAAUGUAUUCUGAAGUUUGCAUAUGUGGUUGUGGUUUAUACUGGUCUGCCUGCUCCCACACCCACUUCUAGCAGCCUUCCCUUCCAUGAGGAAGACUGCCUCACCUGAAAGGACAGUCAGGAUUCCUGGACAUAGUCGAGAGAGCAGGUGUUGUAUCUCCUGCGGAUGCAGGGAAACCUGUAUCCCCCUUUCCUCUUUUCCCUGAAUCUCAGUCUGAAGAACGGUCUCGACCCGAAACGUCACCUAUUCCUUUUCUCCAGUGAUGCUGCCUGUCUCGCUGAGUUACUCCAGCCUUUUAUGUCUGUCUUCGGUUUAAACAAGCAUCGACAUUUUCUCCCUAAACAUUUCAUACAGAGACGUUCGCAAAUUCUGUCUACACACACUUACACGGUGAUGAAAGGAGUGAUGGCAGAUAGUAACGCCUUUCACAGGAAGUGUGUGCAUUCAAAAGGGAUUAAUUUUCAACUAACAUUAAUGUCAGUACUAAAACUGACAUUGGACUUUCGCCGCUGUUACACACAUGCACAGGUUCCUGAAUUCUGACUCGGGGUAACGAGAAAGGAAAGGCACUACUGAGUUCCCUCAUAUGCGUGGAACCUUUUCGAACUAAGAGGAAGUAUAACAUGUGACUCGCAAAUGCACUGGUGCUAGGCAUUACGUACACCCCGCAGAGUAAAACUUCCUCCAUGCAUUCAGGGAAGUUAGGCUGUGAAGUUGUCAGCAAAAGUGCCGUGAACUUUGCUAUAGGUGCUCCCGGGCAGCGGAGGACGGUCCAUCCCGGGCCGGACAGUGGGUCACCCCGUCCCCUAUCACUCACCUGUCCCCUGUCACUCACCUGUCCCCUGUCACUCACCUGUCCCCUGUCACUCACCUGUCCCCUGUCACUCACCUGUGUCCUAUCAGUCACCUGUCCCCUAUCACUCACCUGUCCCUCCCCCAGCUCCAUUUACCCGUGGCCCGAUGCAGGGACUGGCUGCAGGUGGCUUCCAACACCCACCUUGCCCUCGCUGGACACUUUAAAGCGUUGGAAUGAAUCUGAGGACCAUCAUCACAGUGGAACCCGUGAUGUUUCUGUACCUGAUGGCGACCUUUCUCAACACAUUCGCUAUGCAGCAGUUAGUGUUGGUUAAGAUUUGUGAAGAACGAUAUAACAAAGAGGAUGUGUGCAGCAACCUCUCACACCAUCCACAGGAGUCACUGGUGAUCCAAAGCAUAGCUUCCUAUGUUCAGCUACUCUACGUGAUCACCCUUACCUGCUUGUCCAUACCCACAUCAAUCUUGCUUGGCGCUUGGUCUGAUCAAGCGGGUCGGAAGCUUGGCAUGAUAUUGCCCUGCGUCGGUGCAUUAAUUGGCGGGGCAAUUUUAAUAGUGAUGGUGCAGGUUAAAGAAAUGUCUGUCUACUGGUGCAUUUUUUCUGCGUUUUUUAUUGGAAUCUUUGGGAAUUAUGCUGCUGUUUCUCUCAGUGUCUACAGUUAUAUGGCUGAUGUUACUACUGCUGAGAAUCGAACUAAGCGUAUUGCCAUCGUGCAGGCAAUGAUUUAUAUUGGGGGAACUGUUGGAUUUCUAUUGAGUGGAUGGCUGCUUCAGAAUUUUACCUUUACCCAUGUUUUUGGAGUUUAUUGCGGCUGCCAAUUACUGUCUAUUUGCUACAUACUACUGUGGCUGCAGGAGUCCAAACAUCCUGAUGAAUGCACCCAUUUGUCUGAAGAAACACCUCUGGCAGGCACAGAUGGCAUCCGAAAAAGAGCCUUGUUAUUAUACGCCUCAAGAACAUGGCAAACCUUCUCGAAGGCACGAGAGGGGAAAGAUCGAUUGAAGCUGUAUCUCAUUUUCCUUUGCAUCUUCUUGAUAUAUGUUUGCGCUGCUGGUGAGCAAUCUAUUCUGAUUUUAUUUCUGAGCUACCCACCACAACAUUUUUCACCUGAACUGUUUGGCGUGUAUAAUGGAAUUAAGAUGUUUAUUUGUGGAGCUGUUUUGAUUGGACUAUUUCCAAUGAUGUUACGAUGCAUUGAAGAAAUGACUCUGGCCAAACUGGGGGUUUUGGUGAAAGUGAUGUCUUUCAGUCUGCUGGCCUUUUCCACCAACACCUGGAUGGCAUUCCUGAGUGCCAUAAUGAAUAGUCUCUCUGGAUUCUCCGGACCAGUACUUCAUUCUGUGGCAUCACGUAUUGUGGAACAAAAUGAACAAGGUGCGAUGUUUUCUUGUUUGGCUUCUCUCGAAACAAUCUGUGUUAUAAUUGGAGCAACUGCAUUUGAUACACUUUAUCCUCAAACACUCUCAACUUUGCCUGGAUUUAGCUUCAUUGUGAUGGCAGGCUUCCAAGUGAUCCUAUUGAUCCUUGUACAGUGGAUUAGUGAAAUACCAAUGUCAAAUCAUCUUUUGACAGAAUCUGAGAAUGGUCAUAUUAUAACACAAUGAAGAAUGCCUGUGGAAUGCCUGCCUCUUUGGAGGUUGCGAUGCAUACAGUGGUCCAGUGGUCAUCGUAAAAUGCAAUCCUACACCACAGGAGGGGACCUCCAGCCCUUUGUGCCUGUGCCAGCAGCUUUGAUCUACUGUAAAUGCCAAGAGCUGGCAACUACACAACUCUUCUGGAGAUUGUUGUGACUUAUUUUUGUUGCUGAAUUACAAUUUAGGAAUACCUUUAUCUGCAUCCAGGCCAUUGUGUAUUCCUGUCAAAUUCUAAUUUAGGAUCUGAAGUAAUUGUAUUUAAUCAUGAUUUUUUAAGUUCUAUAAGGAGGUAAUUGUGGCAAUAUGAUAGCGUAGUUAAAUCCUAAAUUGUUUUCAAAUAUUUACUAAUUAAUUGAUGCUAAUCUUUGAUGUAGAAGUGGCUUGGAUGAGAGAGGGAUAGGGAUAUGUAUAAUUCGGAAAGAUAAAUUAUCUUGAAUCCCUGCUCCCAUCUAUAAAAGCUGCCAUACCAAAGUAAGUCAAUUGCAUGAGCCAGUAAGCUAAUUGUAAUAAAUUACAGUAUGCACUAGCAAUUUAGUGUUGCAAUAUGAAGUCAAGAGGACAAAAAACUGGUCACUACUGACAUUGUGGCCAUGGGCAGCCAUGGUGGCACAGCGAUAGAGUUGUUGCCUUAUAAUGCUUGCAGCGGCAGAGACCCGGGUUCGAUCCCGACUACGGGUGCUGUCUGAACGUAGUUUGUACGGUCUCCCUGUGACCGCGUAGGUUUUCUCCAAGAUCUUUAGUUUCCUCCCACACUCCAAAGACGUGCAGGUAUGUAGGUUAAUUGACUUAGUGUAUGUGUAAAUUGUCCCUAAUGUGUGGAGGAUAGUGUUCAUGUGCGGGGAUCGCUGGUUGGUGCGGACUCGAUGGGCUGAAGGGACUGUUUCCGCAACUGCAUCUCUAAAAUUAAAAAAAAUGAUAAAGCUAUUGCUAUUUAUUAAUUGCAUCCAUGGCUGAAAAUAAACAAUUCCUUGCAUGUGUUGAAUAAUCAAACUGCCUUUAUGUCGAGCUCCCUGUUUUUACCUGGGUCCUUUGAUAGCUGAAGAAAGUCAUUUUAUCAUCUGAAUAUCUUCACAAAAAAUUCCUUUUAAUGCUUUCCUGAAAUAGAAAAUCUGUUGUAUCCUCGGUUGAACCUCACCAUCCUUCUCCUCUAGCCUGCAAUGAUCUGUGCUCUGCUGUGGCCCCAGACUACUCAUCUCUAAAUAUUAGAGAAUUGCAUGAACUGAGCUGUUUUCCUUUUCUUAGACCUAUCUCUCUUCCCAACAGUCUUCAACUAUAGCUAUACAAAGCAAACCUUUUCUCGAGUCAUUAGGAUUUUAUUUCUGCCUGGAAUCCUCUUGCUAUCAUCUCAGUUUCUUUUCAUUGGAAACUCCUGCACUGCAUCACCAUCUCCAUUUUUAUUGAUCCUUUAAUCACCCCCCCUCUAUUCUUGCAGCAUUCAUUUCUCUUAAUCCAUUUGUAGUGAUAAGUAAAUAUGUUAACAAAGGGUAGUGCUGUCUUCUGACACUUCCUUCUAAGAGUCUACUAAAGCGUCUGUCGCACUGCAGCGACCUAAUCCAUGAGUUAAGAAGAGUGUCUUCAACAUUCAAGCUCGAGGGCACUCGCCUGGAAAGCCUCGAGCUGGAUCGACUGUCUGCAUUGAAACCGCGAGCUGGAUCGACUGACCACACACACACACGCGCGCACACACACACACACACACACACACACACACACACACACACACUCAC